AUGGCCUCUCAAGCAUCGCAGAAGAUUGCAAUCCUUUCGGUCUAUGACAAGACCGGUCUUCUUGAUCUGGCCAAAGGUCUGAUCAAGCAGAACAUCCGUCUAUUAGCAUCUGGUGGAACUGCCAAAUUGAUCCGUGAGGGCGGUUUCCCGGUCGAAGAUGUCUCGGCCAUUACAAAGGCUCCGGAGAUGCUUUCUGGCCGCGUGAAGACUCUCCACCCCGCCGUUCACGCUGGUAUCCUGGCGCGUGAUCUUGCAUCGGACGAGAAAGACCUUGCAGAGCAGAACAUCUCCAAGGUGGACUACGUGAUUUGCAACCUGUACCCAUUCAAGGACACCGUUGCCAAGAUCAACGUCACAAUUCCAGAGGCCGUCGAGGAGAUUGAUAUUGGUGGGGUCACGCUCAUUCGCGCUGCUGCAAAGAACCACAGUCGUGUCACAAUCCUCAGCGACCCUGAAGAUUACCACGACUUCCUGCAGGAGCUUGCCAAGGGUGAAGUUACUGAGAAGCAGCGCCAACUCUACGCAUUGAAGGCCUUCACUCACACUGCAGACUACGAUGCCGCCAUUGCCGAUUUCUUCCGGAAACAGUACGCCGGGGACGGAACACAGCAGAUUGCUCUGCGCUACGGCACCAACCCACACCAGAAGCCUGCUGCCGCCUACUCAAACAACAGUGCGCUGCCAUUCAAGGCUCUCAGCGGCUCGCCCGGCUACAUCAACCUCCUGGAUGCACUCAACGCUUGGGCGCUUGUCAAGGAACUUACUGAGGCGCUUUCUUAUCCUGCUGCUGCUUCGUUCAAGCACUGCUCCCCGGCUGGAGCAGCCAUUGGUGUCCCUCUCAACGAUGUCGAGAAGAAAGUCUACAUGGUCGAAGACAUUGAAGGCAUUGAUGCAUCCGGCCUGGCACAAGCCUACGCUCGUGCUCGUGGUGCCGACCGCAUGUCCAGCUUCGGAGACAUGAUUGCGCUUUCCCRCGAGUGCGAUGUCGCAACUGCCAAGAUCAUUGGCAAGGAGGUCAGCGACGGAGUCAUUGCCCCCAGCUACGCCCCUGAAGCUCUGGAGAUCCUCGGCAAGAAGAAGGGCGGCAAGUAUCUUGUGCUCCAGAUGGACCCCAACUACGUUCCACCUCCUCAAGAGCACCGAACCCUAUACGGCGUGCACCUUACCCAACACCGCAACGAUGCYGUAAUCCACCCUCAGAAGACCUUCAACUCUAUCAUCACACCCAAGGACUCUAAGCCUCUAGUUGAAUCCGCUCUGCGGGAUUUGACCGUGGCAACGAUUGCGCUCAAGUUCACCCAGUCCAACUCCGUCUGCUACGCCUUGAACGGCCAAGUCAUCGGCCUUGGUGCUGGUCAGCAGUCUCGCAUCCACUGCACGCGUCUCGCAGGUGACAAAGCUGACAACUGGUGGAUGCGUUUCCACGAGCGUGCCCUAGGCAUCAAGUGGAAGAAGGGAACCAAGCGUGCCGACAAGAGCAACGCAAUCGAUCUCCUGUGCUCAGGCAUCGUACCUGAGAGCGGUUCCGAGCGUCAGGACUGGGAGAGGAACUUUGAAGAAGUCCCGACACCAUUCACGGCCGAGGAGCGCAAGGCGUGGUUGGGCAAGCUGUCUGAGGUGGCUUGCUCGAGCGAUGCUUUCUUCCCAUUCACGGACAAUGUGUACCGUGUUGCAAGAAGUGGUGUGAAGUAUCUCGCUGCGCCGACUGGUAGUCAGAAUGAUCAGGCUUGCUUUGACACCGCCGAGGGAAUGGGCAUCACUUAUGUCCAGCAGCACACAAGACUGUUCCAUCACUAG
This is a messenger RNA of Ramularia collo-cygni, 1797 nucleotides long. RefSeq names its product probable AICAR transformylase/IMP cyclohydrolase/methylglyoxal synthase. Gene Ontology annotation, molecular function: phosphoribosylaminoimidazolecarboxamide formyltransferase activity; IMP cyclohydrolase activity. Gene Ontology annotation, biological process: 'de novo' IMP biosynthetic process. The transcript is spliced from 3 exons. Gene Ontology annotation, cellular component: cytosol. The record is from RefSeq and is a predicted model, not a curated record. NCBI's taxonomy places the organism in Eukaryota, Fungi, Ascomycota, Dothideomycetes, Mycosphaerellales, Mycosphaerellaceae. Bases 1 to 1797 code for a protein of 598 amino acids.